This is a messenger RNA of Cynoglossus semilaevis (tongue sole), 4396 nucleotides long. It is a transcript of the gene cdhr2, whose product is annotated as cadherin related family member 2. Gene Ontology annotation, biological process: homophilic cell-cell adhesion. Gene Ontology annotation, cellular component: plasma membrane. The record is from RefSeq and is a predicted model, not a curated record. The transcript has 31 exons. Gene Ontology annotation, molecular function: calcium ion binding. The coding region runs from base 192 to 4058 and encodes 1288 amino acids. Lineage: Eukaryota; Metazoa; Chordata; Actinopteri; Pleuronectiformes; Cynoglossidae.
AACACAAUCUCUAUGACGGUGUUGUGUUUAGCCUAACAAAUGAGGAAAAGGCUGAGAGCUUUGUUACUGGCACUGGAUAUAAGGCUGUGUUAAUCAUUGAUAUUUACAACUCGAGGACUGGGAGGAGGAAGAGCCAAAGGUCUCGUCUUUGACAUCAGUAACAGGUGAAGCCUCUCUGAAGGUUCACAGAUAUGGACAAUAUCAUAGGAAGUAUUCUCUUGUUGUGCCUUAUCAGCUUAACUAAUGCAAACACCGCUCCGACUAUCCAUCAGGAUCUGUACCGUAUCUGUGAAGACACUCCCAUUGGUGCCACUGCAUUUACUAUAAACGCCACAGACGUAGACAAGGACCCACUGAUCUACAUCCUAACUGGGUCUGAUGCCUCAUACUUUGAGGUCAACAGAGCCACUGGGGAGGUGAAACUCAAGCUGCCUCUAGACAGAGAGAGUGGCGGUAUAUUGGAGGAUCUUGAGGCUAUUGUCACCGAUGGACAGUUAGACGCUAGAAAGAAUCUUAUUAUAUUAUUGAGAGAUGCAAACGACAACAGACCUUUGUUUGUGGAUUCUUCAUACGACGUUACCAUCCCAGAGAACAGAGCUGUGGGAACGAGUCUGUUUAAGGUGGAAGCUAUUGAUAUAGACGAUGGUGUUGCCGGAGCUGUCAGCUACAGGAUCGACGAGGUUACUCCAACUGCUGGAUCUGGUCUCUUCACUAUUGUUAGCACAACUGGUGAAGUCAGAUUAGCAGGAUCUCUGAAUUAUAAUACCCUCAGCACUUUCUAUCGACUGAAGAUUAACGCUACAGACGGUGGAGGCCGGUGUUUUCGCGAUGAGACAAAUUACCAUUCAAGUGCGAUUUUUACCAUCGUUACCGUAUUGGACGUCCCAGACCUGAACCCAGUAUUCGAAAACCUUGCAUACUCAGGGAGUGUUAAAGAAAACUCUGCGGUGGACGUAUCUGUGUUAAAAGUCACUGCCACAGAUCAGGACAAAGGCAUCGGGGACAGUAUUCACUACAGUAUUGAAGCAUCAUCUGUAGAAGGACUGUUUAAAAUCUCCAGGAAUGAUGGCACCAUAUCAGUCCUGGCACACAUUGACAGGGAAGUUGUUGGUGAUACCAUCACCCUGACUGUAAAGGCCACGGAGUCUAAACCAAACAUCCAUGGUUUAGAAGCCAGCACCACAACAACUGUGCUGAUCAACAUCAUAGAUGUCAAUGACAAUAGGCCCAAGUUCUACAAGUGUGGCACUUCCUGUGAGGAGGCCAGUCACUUCACAGGUGAUGUCCUUGAGCACUCGCUGGGGGCUAUUCCCAUUAACAUGACAGUCAAGGAUCUCGACAAGUUCUUCAGCACCAGACUUACUCUAGAGGGAGCUGACAAGGACGUGUUUUCUGUGGAACCUGCAGUCACCAUGGUACACGGCAGUGUCGUGCUACAGGUCAGACAGCCCCAACUACUGGAUUUCGAGGAAAAACAGCAAAUGAUUUUGCAGGUUAUCGCCACAGAUGAAGAUAAUCCAGCAUUUAAAUCCACCGCUACAGUUACUAUUACCAUCAAGGACGCCAAUGACAACAGCCCCACAUUUCCAAAUAACACCUACAGGCUGACGAUCCCUGAACACUCUGAAGUGGGGACUUUGAUUGCCACCAUCACUGCAGAGGAUCCUGACACCAUGGAUCAAAACAAAAUUACUUACAGACUUUUCCCUGACAGCACACGACAGUUUUUUGAUGUAGAGGAAACCACAGGCAGAAUCCUUGUGAAGAACAAAGCUCUGUUGGAUCGUGAGGUCAGACCUGUGCAUACGGCAACUCUGCAGGCCACAGACACAAGCGGCAAGCCCGGCACGACAGUGCUGGAAAUAACUCUGACCGACAUCAACGACCAGCCUCCGGUCAUGAACAGGGAAUCUUAUCUGGUGUUUGUGGAGGAGGGAAGCAUGUUGGAAGUGAAGAUAGAGGCUACUGACGCCGAUGAACCUGGUACUGUAAACAGCCAGAUUACCUACCAGAUUGCACCGAACGACUACAGCUUUAAUUUCACCAUUGACCCAACCAGUGGUGUCUUGAAAAACAAUAGUGCGCUGGAUCGUGAAGCUCUGAGCCCGGAGCUCAACGGCAGGAUAACAUUCAAUGUAACGGCUGCUGACAGAGGAGUUCCUCCACUGUCCACGUCAGUGCCAGUUAUCAUCAAUGUAGAGGACAUUAAUGACAACACGCCAAAGUUUGAGACGUCCAAUUACAAUUUUGUGGUUAAAGAAGGGGAAAAAGGUGCCCUAGUGGGUCUCGUUAGGGCUGAGGACUUGGACCAAACCACAGACUUUAAUCGCAUUUCUUUCAGCAUCAUUAGCGGAAGCAUCGGCAGCUUCAUCAUCCGCACUGAAGCCGAUGAGCGGGGGGGCUACAGGGGAACUAUCAUGGUUGACCCCGACAUUGAAUUGGACUUCGAGAGUAAUCGCAAGCAGUACACACUGACCGUCGAAGCAGCAGAUCUGGAGCAGAAGAAAGCGUCAGCCACCGUGGAUGUGUUCGUAAUAGACGUGAAUGAUGAGAGGCCCGAGUUCAAGCCAACGGCGCCCGUGACAGUGAAAGAAAACACGACCAUUAGUGAAGUCGUGGGGAGAUUCGUCGGACAGGACAAAGACGGAAACCACUCGCUGGUUUACGUGUUGGAAUCCGUCACUUGCAGUUGUAACGGCUCGUGGACUCCAUGCAACUGGUUCAUCCUUGAUCCAACAGGGGGAGUCAGAGUUAACCCAGAGGCUACGGUGGACUAUGAAGAGUGUACCCAGGCAAUGAUGGAGGCUCAGGUGGUGGACGAGUUCACAGAAAAGGGCCAAAAUAACAGUGUGUCUCCAGGACAAAUGGUGAUCAACAUUGAAGACAUCAAUGACAACGCGCCGGAAUUUAUUGUCUCCGAUUCUUUAUUUGUGGUUGUUUCUGAAACUGCAAGUAAGGGGACCUCUGUCGCUGGAGUCACUGCUACAGACCGCGACACAGGAGUUCACGGACAGAUUGACUUCAAAGUAACGUCGGUGCAGUUUAGAGACGACAACAACAACAAGACAACAAACAUGAGGCUGCUGUUUGAGGCUGUCACUACUCAGCAGAGGGAUUUAUACGUCGGCAUAAUUCAAUCUACCGAAGGCCUCGACAUUUCACUGAGAGGGAAAUACUUGGUCACAGUAGCAGCGACCGACACUGGCAGCCUCUCCCGUAGCACAGUGCUGGAGAUUUUCAUAGUUGAUGCAUCCUUUAAAGUCGAACUUCAGUUCACAAGAACAGUGGAGGAUGUUGAGCAAAAUCUGGACGACAUCAUCAGGGCGUUGACCACUGCCACCGGGGCUGCUGUUCAAGUUGUCGAAAUUAAACUUCAAUCUCUAGAAGCAUUGAGGUCUUCGCCCAUUACGGUCAUGGGGGUGUACUUUGUCUACUCCAACGGGACAGCCCUCAACUCUAAGGAAGUGGAGAGCAUGGUGUCCAGUCCUGAACAUUAUCCUGUCUUAUUUGGUCUUGGCCUUAGGUACAUCGGAGGAACUACUGAAGUUGAGACUAACAAGGAUCCUCUGGCUUAUGUCCUCCUGGGGAUAGUGGUCGGCCUCAUCGUCGUGCUGAUUGUGCUCAUCACUUCUCUGGUGUGCACUCGCAGAAACUUCACGAGGAAGCUGAAGGCUGCUAAAGCCAUGAACUCUGCAAAGAUGAUGACAUCUGACAACCAGAAGAAUGGAGCUGUGGUACCAGGGACAAACAAGUACAUGACUGAGGGAGCCAAUCCUGUUCUCAACCUGAACAUUGACUCAACCAUGGUCAUGGAUUUGGAUCAGGAGACCCCAGACGUGGACAAAGUCAGCCUCGACUCUUUGGACUACAACAAUGACGAGAUGACCUUCGGAGAGGGAACAAAACAUAACAUGUUGUUCGAGCAGGAAGAGGAGGAACGUACCAGUAGACAAGAAUACGAUGAGCCACUGGAUGAAGCUCUGGCCCAGCGAAUAAUGAAGAAAGACAAACACAAGGUGGUGUUUGACAACAUGGCCUUCAGCACCACAGAGAUCUGAAGGCAAUAAUCCAGGACCUGGCAGUAAUCUGAAUCCGCACUGGGCGGACACGUGUUCAUUCUUCGUGUCCAAAUUCCAAAAAUCAUGUUCUACUCAGUCUCUAUACUCACAAGUGACAAGCAUGAAUUUACAGCCUUUGCUAUUUGUUGUUGUUUUUUUGUCUCUUUUUUUAAAAAUAUGCACUUGGAAUUUUGCACUUUGAUUUUUAAAAUAAACCCCAGAGAGAGUGUAUUUAACCAUUUAGCCACUCAAACGGCUAAAAAUGACAUUCAAUUAGUGACCAGAAAGUUACAUCCUGGUUGCAGAAAUGAAUUAAAAAAAACUUAACAUAUUGAAAA